Messenger RNA from Lactuca virosa, 596 nucleotides. NCBI's taxonomy places the organism in Eukaryota, Viridiplantae, Streptophyta, Magnoliopsida, Asterales, Asteraceae. The record is from the annotation of a GenBank genome assembly.
UAAGAACUUUCACUCUUCACACAUCUUCUCUAUAUCCAAUUAUUUUCCGAUUUACUAGAUCCAAAUCAUCAUCUAAUUACAGAAAUGGCAAAGCAAAAGAUUGUGGUGAAGGUCACUAUGAACACUGAAAAGAAAACUCGUAAGGCUCUUCAAAUCGCCGUUAGUCUCUUCGGUGUGGAAUCAGCUUCUUUCAUGGGUUCAGAUAAAGACCAGAUAGCGGUGACCGGAGAAGGAAUUGACUCAGUUGAACUGACGACCUUGCUAAGGAAAGGUGUCGGAUACACAGAACUAGUGAGUGUUGGUCCGGUGGAGGAGAAGAAACCAGAUGCCGCAAAGGAAACAAAUCCGUACCAAUACUACUACGGCAACUAUGGGAUGCCUUACUAUGCAUAUGCAUAUGAGAUUUGAGAUAUUAUUAAAAAUGGAAGAGAGUGAAAGAAAUUAGUUUUAUAUUGCUGCAUAAUUAGCUUAAAUUUUUUAUUGGGGAAUUUUGCAUUGUAUAGAAUAAGAACCCUUUGAUGUACAUAUUGUGUUUGUAAUAUAUGGGAAACCUAAUUUUGGUCGACGUUAUAUAAAUAUAGUUUAUUAAGCAUCUU